Oncorhynchus mykiss (rainbow trout) is the source of this 2838-nucleotide messenger RNA. RefSeq lists its product as uncharacterized. Lineage: Eukaryota; Metazoa; Chordata; Actinopteri; Salmoniformes; Salmonidae. The record is from RefSeq and is a predicted model, not a curated record.
GGCGGAGCAAAACAUUGGAAUAUAAACUGACCACAGCGUUACCGAUUGACAGGCACACGAAAGAGACCACACUAUAACGCCUGUUACAACUUUGGCUUUGCUUAAUAGAUAUCUGUUUGUUUCAUACAGAAGAAACACCUGCAGCCUAUCAUCUAUUCCCCCAAAUUUACCGACAUGGACGUUUUAAAGUUUGUGGUUUUGAUAGUUGCAGUUUUUGCGCAGGUUUACUGUGCCCUGGGAACCCCAACCAGCGACGAUGGAGAUAUUUGGUCGAUUGAAAACUGGCAGAGGGAUCCGUUGGAGAGUGGCUUGGCCUUCCGCGUGGCUGACCUCACCAAGAGGUCCGAACUGCAGCAGUUUCAACAACUCGUGGCGCAAAGCUCAGGGAAUAAAGCAGACAUGUUUAUUGGACUCAUGGGUCGAAGGUCCUCAAGUCGAGAGUCACAAGAGGAAUGGAACAAGCCCCAGUAUUACUAGAGAUGAAGAUAUGAACUUGAUUGUUCAAAGUCACUGUAAUAAUCAAUGUUGCUCAAAUUAUUAAUCUAGGUCAAAGCAAUCCAAUACAUGCAACAAAGUUUAAUUUAUGUAACAUAAGUAAGGAAUGUGUAAUGAGGGUCAAUAAUUAUUUGACUCAUGUGUUUAAAAACUGGGUCGGGGAUUUGCUGCAACUAAUUGACAUUGUAUGCCUUCCUUAAUUGUAUCAUUCUGUACUCUCCUUUGCAAUACAAGCUGCUUGUCAUGUUCAAUCAAGUAUUUUGUUGUUGUUGCAUAAUAUUAGAUGGCUUGUUAUGCAUAUAAACAGGUAAAUUUGUCUAACUUAAGAUAAUUCACGUGUCAUCACUGAGAGCAUUACUGAACUUCAAGAUUCAUUAAUAGUGGAAAAAACAAUUUGCUUUUCUGUGCUUCAUAUGAAAUGCUGAUAAUUUGUCAGUGAACCCCUACACAUACUGCCCCAGAAAGAAAACCUUGCACACAGGAUCAAGACAUUUUGGAGUUCAGAUUUAUUGGAGAGGAAGCAAGUACAAAAGCAGGUGCACACAACUUAUCUACAUAUUAAUGCUGUACAGAGGUACUGCUGUGUAGCUACAGUGGUCUACUGCUCUUUUGAUAGCUUAUUGAAGAACAACUGCUUGUAUGAAGGUGAACAUUAUGACCACGCACACUGGUUUCAGGUAAACCGAGCUGUUCUGGAGUUGCUUUCUAUAGCUGCCAUGACAGGCACAGGAGGAAGCAUCAAGACAACACAGACCACAGCAACAUGUUGGGAGGCAAAAUAUGAAAGGCAGAGGUAAAGGAAGAUAAUUGUUUGUGGGAAAUUAACAGUUGACCUGUUGUAGCAGUGUUCUCAGGUUCCAAUAAAAUAUACAGUGAAAUGAGCUGCAAGUUGACCUGCUAUAAUACCUCUGUGUGAUGUUAGGCCAAGUUAGCAUCUAUUCAUGCCAAAGAUGCUGAUAUUAUAGACUCUUUGAAGAACCAUGAACUUUGCAACUAAAUCAUACCACAAAAUAUAGUGGACAGUGUACAAUCUAGUUUUAGAGAGUCAAAAUAAGGAAGUAAACAAUCUGAUGGGCAGGUAUAUUUCAAGGCCUUUCACUUAACAUUCAAAAGCAGAAGGAAUGAAUGAAGCUUGACUGGCCCAAAACUAUUUUAACAUGCAAUUUAAAUUGGAAAUCCAAAAGUUCAACACGAGUGCUUAUAUUCUGAAAAUAAUCAUAAAUGCCAUAUUAUUGGAGAAUUACUUUCUUAAUUCAAACCUGGAUCCAGUGAAAUAUACAGUCUAUUUGGCAGCCUUGAAGAAAUACCUCCUCUCAGAUUGAGCUUGUUUUGUUACUCCCCCAUGACAUACAAAUGCACAGAUCAAAUAGCUUAUUUUUUUUAAAUACACAAGAAAAACAAAAACAACCCAGAAACACAACUGAAUAAAAACUCUACACAAGGAUUAACACGGUUUCAGAAUGACAGGGAAGUUUGUGAAUCCUUUACGAUGUUAAUAAAGAGUUCACUUUGACAUAUGGUCAGUAAAGGCCAUUUCUUCUGCAACUAUAAAGAUGUGCACUUUAUAUAUUUAUUGCCCUAUUGUGGCUAGAAAUUCUUGAGAUGAGGGCCAUACGUUGCUGUGGAAACUCAAAAUCUUUAUAUACACACACACACAGCAGAUGGAGGUAAUUUCUGGUUUCAUCCAAUGUAUAUGCACAAUCAGUCUAGCAGUCAGUAACAUUUGCAGCAAUUCAAAAUGUUGGUGAAAAAAAAUCCAUUAUUUUAUCCUUAUACACAUAAACGGACAUAAAAUGGGUUGACCACAAUGCAAAACAAAUAGUCUCUAUUGUUGGGUACUACAUGCAUUGUUCCUCUGCAACAUGUUCGAGAAAAUCUCUUCUAAUGACACGUUCAAAUCUAGUUCUCAGUACGGCUAGGAAACCAGUCCUGCACAUUUUAAAAACUUUCUUCAAAUAUACUUUGUCUUGCCAAACCUGUACCAUAAAAUCUUCUAUCUAUCAUUUAAAUAUAUUGACAGCAUGACUUGAACUUGACAUCAAAUUCGUACUUUGGCCUUAGACAAAGCCUGACUGCAAAUUCCAGUUCUGUUCUUUUUUCUUCUCUCCCAAAAUGUUUACUUGUGCACUCUCCCUCAUGGAUUUAAAAGGAAUGGAUUGGGGAAAGGAACUUCCUCCAGCCAACGUUUUCACCAGUCCGAGGCUUUUAAAUACUUGAAAGAGUGCACACUGGAGAGAAGGGGAAGAGGCAAUCUUUCAGGAAGCCAAAUUUAAAAUAGCUUAAAAAAGGACAUUAGCCAAAACAGCUUAAAACAGUGGUAAAACCAAACAGAAGUAAAAAAAA